UGCCCUUUUUACAGUUUUGUGUAACUUUUGUGGUCUUUGUGGUCUCUUUGUUUCUCUCUGCAGCUGCUUUACUUCUCGUUGUGGCUCUUUUGUGUCUCUUCGUGGUCAUUUGAGUCUCUCCCUUGUUGAUGUGUGUCUUUUUGAGUGACAUUCCGGAGGUGAAGGCCAGAGGGCCCCCUGACACUCUGGUCCCCUGGGCCUGUGCCUGCUAGGCCUGUUCAGUAAUCCAUCCAUGCAUAUAUCUGCUGCUGGGAAAUCAUUAAGCUGCUCUGACAUGGCCAAGAGGAAGAUGGAUAGCAUCGGGCAGAGUGGGAUGGUGGCACUCAUACUGCUGUCUAAUCUAACAAAGAUUUUUGUGAAUGCAAGCCUGGAGGUAAAUGAAACUCAGCAGCAACAUCCAACCAACGUCUACCAUGACAUGGGACUCACCAGGAACAAGAUAGUUACAGCACAGUUUGAGUGCUAUCAAAAGAUAAUGAAGGACGAUGCCCAGGGCAGACAAGAACCCAUGUGUAACCGCACUUGGGAUGGCUGGCUGUGUUGGGACGACACUAAGGCAGGAGUGAACUCAGAGCAACACUGCCCCGACUACUUCCAGGAUUUUGAUCCUUCAGAGAUGGUUACAAAGAUUUGCACCGACAAUGGUCAUUGGUUCCUGCAUCCGGAGAGCAACCGGACAUGGACCAACUACACCCGCUGCAAUGAACACACCAAAGAAGGCAGAAUGACUGCAAUGAAUCUUUUCUACUUAGCUCUCAUAGGACAUGGCCUGUCACUGACCUCCCUCUUCAUCUCCCUCGGGAUAUUCUUCCAUUUCAAGAGUCUGAGUUGCCAAAGGAUCACACUUCACAAAAACCUCUUCUUCUCUUUCGUUCUCAACUCUGUGAUCACCAUCAUUUGGCUGACAGCAGUGGCGAACAACCAGGAGCUGGUGCAGAGGAAUCCAACGAGCUGUAAAGUGUCACAGUUCAUUCACCUCUACCUGUUUGGCUGCAAUUACUUUUGGAUGCUGUGUGAGGGAAUAUAUCUGCACACUCUCAUCGUGGUGGCCGUGUUCGCUGAGAAGCAGCACCUGAUGUGGUACUACCUUUUAGGCUGGGGCUUUCCUCUGAUUCCAGCAUCCAUACAUGCCAUCGCUCGGAGUUACUACUACAACGACAACUGUUGGAUUAGCUCCAAAACAUCGCUACUCUACAUCAUCCACGGCCCCAUCUGUGCUGCUCUUUUGGUCAAUUUGUUCUUUCUACUCAACAUUGUGCGAGUGCUCAUCACCAAAUUGAAGGUGACCCAUCAAGCGGAGUCUAGUCUCUACAUGAAAGCCGUGAGAGCAACCCUCAUCCUGGUGCCUCUUCUGGGAAUCCAGUAUGUCCUGCUUCCCUACAAGCCUGGGGGACGGGUGUCCUCGGAAAUAUACGACUACAUCAUGCACAUACUAAUGCAUUACCAGGGUCUACUGGUGGCCACCAUCUUCUGCUUUUUCAACGGAGAAGUCCAAGCGGUUUUGAGGAGGCACUGGAACCAGUAUCAAAUCCAGUUUGGAAGCAGCAUAGGGAACCACUCGGAUGCGCUACGAUCAGCCUCGUACACUGCUUCCUCCAUCACAGAGGUACAGGGCUGCUACAGCAUUGACAGCCACACAGAACACAUGAACGGCAAGGGCUGCCAUGACGCCGACGCCUCCAUCUUGAAGUCAGACAGUCCCUUCGCCUGACGACGACACUCUUCCCAAAGCCUACCCGCCCCUUAAAAACUGCAGCAUGUUUGGAGUUCCGUGGCAAACAGGGAAAUUUGCCUCUUCUUUAGAUACAAUGUUGGAAUAAAUGAGUGAGGAAAAGGAUGGCUCUAACCCACCUGAAGGAAACUGUCACCUAUCCGUCACACCGGCACAGGCCCUUUAACAGCACUGUACGGUGAGCUCGAUACAACUAUUCCUGCGCUGUGUUUUGUCUCCAAUCUGACACUGAACUGCUUCACUUGACUUUGGAUGCAUUCUGAUUAUCAUGAUAUUGUUGCGAUCUCUCUGCCUGACAAAAUACUUUUUAAAUGGAUGAAUAUUAACUGCUUGACUGUCCUUCUGGGGUCAUGUUGUGCACAAAAAGCCUUUGGUUACACUGUAAAUUAUUUUGACAUGGUUAGUGCCAAACCAAGAAAUCCUUGCCUGCCUCAUUUUUAUUUUUUUGUUAUUUUCAAUAUAAAAUCAGAACGAAGAUAGGACGUCUAACAGGUGCAUAAUAAUAUAUUAUAGCUAUGUUAUAUCUUUCACAUGUUAAACUUAAUUUAUCUGAACAUAUUCUUGUUUAUUAAAUAAAAUAAAUACCGUAUAGUAUUUAUUAAAGUUGACAUUUUUUCAAAAUUACUCAAAUAGGAUUGGUUGCCCGCUUCAUGUAAACUUUCAAUGUAUUUCCUGUUCGUUUUGGUGUUUGUUCUAUGUGUGCAGUUGAUGCAGAUGAUUUACAGAAUCAUACCGUUAGCUUGCAAGCUUCAUUUUUAGAGCUUUUAUCAUGCUAAUGUUUGAGUGUGUUUAAGUAAACCUUAGUGACCUGUGCAUCCUGUAAACCACAGUAGGUUGUAAUGUAACUUGUUAACACAAUAUUAUCACCGAGAAGCCAUCAUCACCACAUGUACUCAUUACACUCGAAUGUAACAGUGAUGUUUGAAGACCUGGUUCUGAACGUGUACGUAUCACAUUCCCAUUCACUGCUGUCUUUAGCCUUACUCCACUUACAUUACUUCAACAUAACCAUAUAUAAGCAUUACUGUGCGUUCAGACAGAAAACAGCUCUGCGUUAAAAAACGAGGAGUCAAACAGUGAGAGAUUAAAACGCAAUCUAGGAAGGCCAGUUUGAGUGCUAGAUGGAUGUCUUUUAAAAGAUUCAGUUGUGAUACAAUACUCACAUGCCAUACGUUAACAGCUGUAAUCAUUCCUUCUGUUCGCACAAGUUCUCAAAAAUAAACGACAGAAGAGGUCGUAUGUCAGUACCACAAAUUACGACGAAGUACGUAUCGCAGUACAGCGGUGCUACUAAAAUUAGCACAAACGUCGCACCCUCGCGGAUGUAAAAAAGGCUGCAUUUUCUGUGGAUUUAUAUUAUAAAACCACUGACCUAGGUUUAGGGCAAAAAAACUGUUAAGCGAUAUAAAAGAUUUAUUUAAACAGUAAAUUAAAUGUACGCAAAUGCCAGAAAAUCAGUUGUUACAAGAGUCACGUAACUACCACAUGUUAUGUCAAAAACUCGAUUCACGGAACUGACGUAAACAACGUAGCUUAAGUUAAAAAUCAUUUACUUUUGUUUUCACAUGAAACCCCGCUCUCCUGGGUGAAAGUCUGCCGCGGGAAUCUGCUCUUUUAAACUUUGCUUGGCUGUCAAUCACUACUACGUCAGCAAGAUGGCGGCGGACGCAUUGCAACAGACGGCGAAAUAUAAAUAUAUAAAUAUAACUAUUUUUUUCGCUGUCUGUACACACGACCUAUACUGACAUUUUUGAGGGGAAGUAGGCUGGUUUGUGCUAGUUAACUAGCUCUGUUUUUACUGACAAGUCAACCGUUAAUAGUACACUGAAUAAAAAUGUGUCUUUCAACGUGUGUUUGUACUAAAAGACACUCUAAAUAAUUGAAAACAUUUUUAUUUACGGAUACACCUUGCUAGCUAAGCUAUAUUGCUAGCUGAUAUCUCAGUUCCUCCCUCUUAUCCAAAUAUGGUCACUUCUUGCUCCAAAAAAAAAGGAAAAAGAAUGCCAACCUUGAGGCUAUAAAAAGUUAGUCCUCAAACCAAUGGGUUAUAUCUCUGUGGCUAUGUCCACUUCAUUUAUACCGUCUCCGGUUGUUAGCCAUAUCAGGCUAAGUAUCUUCAUGCUAGCUAGUUGCGUCUAGGUUUAUUAAUAUUUAUUUAGGAAGAACUUUUGUAAUAAAAAGGCCUUAACUUGAGAAGAUAUCCACUGUAUUUGGCUAACUUGCUGCUUACUGUGUUCUCUAGCUUUUAGUAGUUGCUUCAUAUUUAGUAUGUAGAGGGGGAACAAUUACAGCGACCAAUAGCUCUUUAAACAUACGUAUGGCAUGCGAACAUUGUGUUAAGAUAGGUUUGAAAAUAAAGUAAGUUAGGUUUGACUUUUUCAAAGGACGACCGUGCAUUUUUAUGUCAGAGCCUGCUGUUACAAAAGCAGUUUUUUUGUGCAAUGUCAAUCUGAACACAGCCUUAUUCAGGAGUGAUAAUAAUAUCACGUCUCACGAGACGAUGUGCAAAAAAAUACCGCAAAAAAGUUACCUUUGUGAAGCAUUUAGCUUAAGAUGGCCGUGUCUAAACCAGGUCAGACACAUUUUACAGAUAAUGAAGCAGUCAUUUUAUCCACACAAACCCAAAUCCUGUUUGUACUCAUCACUUAAGAACAUGUUAACAUGUCGUCCAUAAUGCUGGGAACAUGAGUCACUAUCAGCUGAUGUAAAUAUUUUUGUAGAUCUAGCAUUUUUGAGAUGAGGGCAAGUUGAACGUGUGUGUGUGUGUGUGUAUGAUUUAUAUAUACAGUAUUUAUGAGUACAUUAUACUCAGACGCAUUCAACCAUGAAGCAACCGUCUUAUGUGACAGUGUGUGGGGCGUUGAUAAAGAACUUGUUUGUUAUUUUAGAAUGGAAAUGGGGGAAUGGGUUGGGGAACUGGGUAUCUGCCUGACAAAAUUAUUUGAUAUUAUCCUUGGUAGAGUCUAUCACCUUUCUAUGUGGCCUGUGUUUGAAAGCGAAGAAAGAAAAGAAUCACUGCCUUCUGUGGAAGUUAUUUAUGCCAUAUUACCAGAGCAGACAUAAAUAUGUUUUGUGAAAGUAAGUAUGAUAUGUGGAGACUUACAGUCAACCUUCCAAAAGUGCAUGUUUUCUUUGUUAUUUCGGUGAAGAAUAUUGAAAACAAAAACAUACAUAAUGCUUUCCAAAUCUUUUUUUCUUCCAAUCAUGAGUCAUUUUAUAAUAAUGUCAAUCUCAAUAUUCUCAGUCUUUAACUGUGAUGACCUUCAGCAAUUUUGAUUCCAGACACAACAGGAAAAGUGACAUAUUUUUCAGAAAUGUAUAUAUUUCUAUAUCCCUGUUUGUAUCCUGCCCUGAAAUAUGAACCGAAGGGGAUUUUUUUAACUAGCACCCCCACUAUCAGUGUCCUGCACGUUUUCUCUUUCUAAAAUGCUUUAACUCGAUAUGUUUCUCGGAUACAAUUUGUAUGAAAAAGUAAGAUUAAGUGACUGUGCUAACUUGUGACUUUAAGUCGAGCAACAUUGGUAAUAACUUACAUUAAUGUUGUGCUUGUCUUUUCAACAGCUGCCGUUGCUACGAACAACCACGGUGCGUUCAGCUGAGUUAACAGGGUCACUUCUUAAACUGUAACACCAGAGACUAUGGAAGGAGAAAUGCUAUUUAACGCAGGAACAAACACUGACACAACACUGGUGCUGUCAGUCACGACAUUAGUGUCGUUAACUGUUCAAAGUUAGCCACACUCAUGUCAUUAGUGCAAAAUAAUGCGUUUAGUUCACCAAAAAUAUGAGUAUUUUUAUGCACAACAGUCCUCCUAAUUAAAUGUAAUGAUUGCCAUUUUUAACACAUUUUUAAGGUUGUGCAACUGUUGCAGUUUGCCAAAAAACAACCUAUUUAGGCAUGAUAUUAGAUGGACAAUAAAGUAAAUAACAUACUCCCUAAAGUGACUUAACUAUGUAGCUGACAUAGCUACCAGAAGUGAAAUAGUGGGUCUCUUGGGUCAAAGUCCUAGGUUUGUCUGAUACAUCCACCACCCCUUAGUGGACCCUUUUGUUCUUUAUACCCCAUAUCUAUACUUCACCCUUUGCUUUUUCACUCCAUAAUGUCAAUUCCACCUUGGCAUCCUUCAUAAUUACAAUGGCCACAAACUACCUACAAAUGUAAAUAUGGGUUGUAAUAAGAUGCUGUAGAAAUGAUACAUAGGUCCAUAUUUUAGGUGGGGAGAUUUUUUUUGCUGCCAAUGUUUGAGUUAAAGGGUUAAUUUCGGAUAGGAACAUAUUGACAGUAUUCUAAAGUAACAGUGUGGCACUUUUUUAUUCAGAUCUGCAGGACAGUUCCUCCACUGAAUUACAAACUAUACAGCUUACAUUUAUGACAGUCACAGUUAUCUGCAGCAAGCAAUUCAUCCACAAUAACAGCAUUAUGAAGUCUUCAUAAACCGAAUCAUUUACUGUGUAGUGAUGCAUCAUAAUCUCUUAUGAAGCUACAGAUAUUUACUCAGCUGUGGAAAAGCCAGAGACAAAUGUAGUAACUCCUAUGUACCUUUUUAAGUUGUGUAUUUAUGUGUGAAAUAUUUUCAUAUGACUCCAAAGGGUUUGUGAAGGUGACAUGUUGUAAAGUAUGACAAAAGCAUUAAGGGCAAUGUCUGUGGUUUUUGUUUAUACUGUACUGUAUUUAACUUUGGUAGUCUUGACACAUUGACUCCACACUGCUGUCUGAAUGUAACUAGUUGUGUUUUAUUAUCUGUGAAAAACAUAUAGACUAUAUAUUUACGUACAAUGUGUCCUUUUUUAUUAUUUCACUGAAUUAGACAAUGUUGCUAUCUUGUGUGUAUCUGCAUACGAAUACAGUAUAG
This is a messenger RNA of Centropristis striata (black sea bass), 6584 nucleotides long. Its product is annotated as calcitonin gene-related peptide type 1 receptor. Lineage: Eukaryota; Metazoa; Chordata; Actinopteri; Perciformes; Serranidae. The coding region runs from base 233 to 1711 and encodes 492 amino acids. Gene Ontology annotation, cellular component: plasma membrane. The record is from RefSeq and is a predicted model, not a curated record. Gene Ontology annotation, molecular function: calcitonin gene-related peptide receptor activity; adrenomedullin receptor activity; calcitonin receptor activity. The transcript has 13 exons. Gene Ontology annotation, biological process: cell surface receptor signaling pathway; adenylate cyclase-activating G protein-coupled receptor signaling pathway; angiogenesis.